GAAGCCAGAGUUUCGCUGCCCCCAGCGCAGAUACGGGCGCAGCGUCGGCCGCUUUCCAACGAUCCCUGGGACCGGUCGGGAGCGGCAAACCGACGGCGACUGGGCCGAGCGGGGCGGGGAAGCAUAAAAUGGCGAUAAAAGCCUAAAACAAAUUCAAUAUUAAUGCACUUCUGAAUCCGGUUACACAUGGACUCUCCGUAACGUGCCGUCGAGUGACAGGUCAACCGAAACGCUGUCGGUGACCUCGCGUCUCACGACUUAACACUAGCCCCAAACAAAAUUUUAAUAAAUAAAAUGGGAUUUGUGAAAUGUUCUACUCACCCAUUCCUCCCAAGUCCGCUCAUGGCGAUUGCCGAGCCAAUCGUAACGGUCCGGCACCAGCUGAAACAAACGGCGAUACAGUCAAAGCUUAUCCUAGGUCAUGGGCACGAAUAGAAGUAAACAAACCCACGUGACAACGCAGCACGAGCUUCGACCGGCAGUCCACGAUGUGCAGUGCUCACCUUCAGCUGCCGUAUUUCCUCCAGCAAAACCUGAAACAAAGGGCGAGCAGGUACUGACCGAGUGAGAUCCCUGGCAGCGUUCACCCAGUCAGCAUGGCCGUCCGAUGGCCGACCCAGUCAGCUCCUCUUCCUCCCAGUCCUCCUCGUCUGGCUCGGCCUCCUCCUCCUCCUCCCACAUCUCCAUAGAGGAGCGCUACAGUGACGCCGCGCGGCGCAUCUUCGCGGCCCAGCAGCGGCAGCGGGCGGCUGCCGAGCGGGAGCGGCUGUUCUCGUUCGGCAUGUACCGCCGGCGCGUGCUGCACGCGCACUUUGGGAACGCGGGCGUGCUGGUGACGCUGCCCUCGCCGCAGCCGUCGGCGGCCACCGUGUCGGCGAUCUCACGCGCUUCCAGCUACGAGUGGGUAGGACCGGGCGGCUGUAACGUACAGUGAGACACUCAACUGAGACAGUCCAGUGUCAGUUAUCCAGCGAGACUGUCGGGUGAGACACUAGUGAGACGGAGCCGGGCGGCUGUAACGUCCGGUGAGACUGUUUCGGGCGACAAUACCAUUCAGUGAGGUAGUCUUGUGAGACAGUUCAGUGAGACAGCCCUGGAUGGCUGUCCAGUGAGACUCCAGUGAGACACUAGUGAGACGGUCCCGGGCGGCUGUACCGCCUGGUGGAAUUAUCCCGGGCGACCGCACCGUUCAGUGAGGGCACGAGCCGUGAAGCUGGUUGGUAAUACCGUGCAUCGGAGGUGGGCCAGGGCGCCAUUAUACUGUCUAAUGGAAUAUUCCAGUGAGAUAGUCUAGUGAGGUAUUUCCGAGUGGCCAAACCUUCCAGUGAAGCAGUACAUUUCAGUGAGGCGUUUCAGUGAGACAGUGCCUGGCUGUACCGUUUGGCGCCGGGUGAGACAGACUGGUGGCUAGCAGCCCGGUGAGCGAACUGCUCAGGGUCAGGGAUAGGCUCUCCUGUCAACGCAAACCCAUCCAGUGAUCCAGCCUACCAUCAGCUCGUCCUGAUUUUGGACACCUUCAGUCACCAUCGGCCUGACCAUCACCACAAAGACCCGGGUAUCUCGAUCUGUGAUAGAGCAGGCGGUACUGCUUCAAGAUGGCGUCUCGGAUGGAGGUGAACCUGUGCCGUCUGCUGCAGCAGUGUGAACGGAUGGCAGCCGCUGAGGAGUGCGACGGCAACUGGCGCUACGAGCAGUACGUUAAGGCGCUCCGAACUCAGUUUGACGCCCUGAAGUCAAGCCCGAGUGCACCGAGUCCGGAAAAGCUGAGCGAGUUCGUCAGACGCAUUGAACACCUGCAGAGCUUUUUGCCGCCGGAGCCGCAGGUGACCCCUCCGUCCGCCGAGCCGCCGGCCCGCCCGGCCGCCAGUCCGCCCGUGUCUCCAGUACUGACUUUGGUGUCCAGAUCACACGCCAGUCCGGCGCUCACAGAGCUGCGGCACCGGCGCGGCGGCCGCGCGCACGCCGAGGCCAGGGCCCAGCUGCUGGGAACGCCCGUCGGGGGCGAGGCGGCGUCUCCUGCUAGCGGUGGCGGCAGUGUGGAGGAAGACUUUGAGCAGGUGAUGAAGCGCCACCACGAGCUGCAGGAACGGGCCGCCGAGGAGAUGCUGGCACUCACCAGAAACCUCAAGGAGCAGUCGCUCAUCGCCAAAAACGUCAUCGCCAAAGACAGAGAGACGCUAGAGCGCAGCACUGCGCUGACGGACAAGAACACGGGUCGUCUGGAGCGCGAGUCGCAGCGGCUGGCCGAGUUCAGCCGGCGCGCCUGCCGCUGCUGGCUCUGGAUCAUGCUCGCCGUCGUCUGCGCCACAUUCAUGGGUAUGGUUGUGUUCAUCCGUUUGUUUGGUAAGAAGGUGCUGACGGCGACGCCUGCCGAGUAGCUGGCACCCUCCGGUGGUGGCUCGCUGCCGAUCGGUCCAUCGGUGACCCGUUCCGUAGGUGGCGCUGGUGGCCGCUCUUCCGUGGGUCACCCGGACGGCUGCGUUCAGUGUGAUUACAGAUAUAUCCUAUACAGAUAAGUUAUAUUAUAUGGCCGCUGCCUGCCCCACGCCCGGGCGGUGGGCGAGUCUGGGCACUGCGGUACCAAUAUGUGAUACGCUGAGGUGACCUCAUCGCAAUACAGUGGUGUGUUUCUA
This is a messenger RNA of Amphibalanus amphitrite, 2633 nucleotides long. Its product is annotated as vesicle transport protein USE1-like. Lineage: Eukaryota; Metazoa; Arthropoda; Thecostraca; Balanomorpha; Balanidae. Gene Ontology annotation, biological process: retrograde vesicle-mediated transport, Golgi to endoplasmic reticulum. Gene Ontology annotation, molecular function: SNAP receptor activity. The record is from RefSeq and is a predicted model, not a curated record. The transcript is spliced from 9 exons. Gene Ontology annotation, cellular component: endoplasmic reticulum; SNARE complex. Bases 1596 to 2378 code for a protein of 260 amino acids.